AUGUCUCCAACCCCUUCUACAACCACGCCAACAUGGCAUCAUUUCGAAAGGAAGGUCGAGGAUGUGAAGCCAUCAAAGACUGAUAUCAAUUUUCUUGUUAUGGAUUAUCUUGUCGCGAAUGGCUACCCAUCUGCUGCACAGAAAUUUGCUAUAGAAGCUAAUAUCCAACCCAAGCCCGAUGUGGAGUCGAUCCAAGAACGGGUGGAUAUUCGAAAUGCUAUUCAUUCGGGAGAUAUUCAGUCUGCUAUCGAGAAAUUAAACGAGUUGAACCCUCAGAUUUUAGACAAUAAUCCUUCUCUUCACUUUGCUCUUCUGCGAUUACAGCUAGUUGAGUUGAUACGGACCAGUACAUCCACUCCAAACGGAGACAUAACUCCUGCUCUAGACUUUGCGACAUCCCAUCUCGCUCCUCGAGCACCCACUAAUCCACAGUUCCUCGAGGACCUUGAAAGGACACUAUCACUCCUUAUAUUCCCAUCUGAUAAUCUUGCCCCUUCGUUAGCUGCGCUGCUGGACCCGGAGCUCAGGAAAAGCAUUGCGAACCGCGUAAAUGAAGCCAUUUUACAAAGUCAAGGCGCACGGCGUGAGGCUCGCCUACGUAAUCUUGUCAAACUCCGGUCUUGGGCAGAACAGAAGGCGCGCGAGGCGAAGAAAGACUUGCCUGAAAAAAUAGACAUUGGCCUCGAGCAAGACAGGAACAGCAAUAAUAACAGUAACCAAAACGAAGCCCAAAACGGAGGCACUGAUGAAGCUGGUGAUGCACUGAACAUGAGGAGGUAG
Messenger RNA from Histoplasma mississippiense, 780 nucleotides. RefSeq lists its product as hypothetical. Gene Ontology annotation, molecular function: protein binding. The coding region runs from base 1 to 780 and encodes 259 amino acids. Gene Ontology annotation, biological process: proteasome-mediated ubiquitin-dependent protein catabolic process. Gene Ontology annotation, cellular component: nucleus; cytoplasm. The record is from RefSeq and is a predicted model, not a curated record. The transcript is spliced from 3 exons. Lineage: Eukaryota; Fungi; Ascomycota; Eurotiomycetes; Onygenales; Ajellomycetaceae.